AUGGAGGAAGAGAAAAGGAUAUUGAAAAAGGUUGUGCACUUAGAGGAAUCAAAUGAAAAUGAUGACGAGAAUGAGGAUGAAGAUGAUGACGAAUAUGAUUUUGAAGAUAAUGGUGAUGAUGCUAGUGAUGAUGAGAAUGGUGAUGAUGAUGUUGAUGAUGGGGAUGAGAUGGUGAUGAUGAUGAUGAUGAUGAUGAUGAUGAUGAAGAUGAUGGUGGUAGUGGUGGUGGCUCUAUUAGACGGAAGAAGUGUGUGCACACAUCAUCUUCGCAGUGCAAUUGGAGGCUACAAAGCAGCCAGCUUUAUUUACAGCCAAAACUUUACAAUUGAAACUCCACAGAUUGACUAUUCCGUCGAUAUUACUUCUGUUUCGUGA
This is a messenger RNA of Enterobius vermicularis (human pinworm), 375 nucleotides long. Lineage: Eukaryota; Metazoa; Nematoda; Chromadorea; Rhabditida; Oxyuridae. The record is from the annotation of a GenBank genome assembly.